Messenger RNA from Drechmeria coniospora, 780 nucleotides. RefSeq lists its product as uncharacterized. The transcript has a single exon. NCBI's taxonomy places the organism in Eukaryota, Fungi, Ascomycota, Sordariomycetes, Hypocreales, Ophiocordycipitaceae. The record is from RefSeq and is a predicted model, not a curated record. The coding region runs from base 1 to 780 and encodes 259 amino acids.
AUGUACGGAGGCCAUAUCACUGGUUCUAGUACUCCGUACUCCGUAGGUACAGGACUAAUCCUGCUCUGUACCGCACCGCACCAGUCCCUACCUCCCUACUACCUAUUAUCCAACCAUCCAACUUCCAACCAUCAACCACCAUUUGCCAACAAUCCCAGCGCCUCCCGACGAGCAACCUCACAGGCUUCGCUGCUGGUCGACAUCACCAGCGUCCUCCAGCCAUCGAAGGUCCCCCAGGCCGCUGUCCUUAGGGACGUCGCCUUGCUCACUCGCGUGCCCACCCAAGGGCCUUUCUCUCUGACGAGACCAUCCUCCGCCGCUGUCAAAGUCGACCACCACGAGCAGUCACUCCUCCUGCUCCCCUCCUCCCCCCUCCCUCCCUCCUCUUCCCUCUCCCCAUCGUCUCGUCCGAAUCCGACUUCGUCCUCUCUCCGACCGACAAGUCUCCCUCCCUCCCCCCCCUCUGGCGCGCGCGCGGUCUGCGCUACGCAACCGCCACAUCUCCUGCAUCGCUGGAUUCGUCGGCUUUCCUUCGACUGCCUCGCGCGUCUGUCGGCGAAUGCCCUCCUCUCCCAGUCUCUGUACAGCGUUGCUUUCAUCAUCACGCAUCGGGCUCCGACCUUCUGUGUUCUGCCCCAUCGCCUCCGCCGAGAGUUGCUGUCGAUGACACGGGGAGUCGAACCUCGUCCCACAGAUCCGCCCGCCGUCGUACGAAUCAUCAACGACCCUCCGUUCGCCCCUAGACUUCGAAUCCCGCCCGGUUACCUUGACGUCUUGUGA